AUGGAGGCUCCGGGGGACUGCGGGAGCGAGGCGCAGCGGGAGCGGGCGCUGUCCGUGGAGGAGUGGCUGCGGAAGUGGAGCACGGGUGCCACCGCCUUCCACAAGGAGCACGGGCAUCCGCUCCUACAGAAGCACCUGGACCUUCUGGUGGAUGGCAGGAGUGGGAUGAGAAUAUUUUUCCCGCUUUGUGGUAAAGCAGUCGACAUGAAGUGGCUGGCGGACAUGGGACACAGCGUUGUCGGCGUGGACGUCAGCGAGCAAGCGCUAAGGGAGUUCUUCACAGAUCAGAGUCUGCCUUAUUGUGAAGAACCAGUCCCAGGGAUCUCAGGAGCCAAAAAGUUGCAGAGUAUCUCUGGAAACAUUUGUCUGUACUGCUGCAGUAUUUAUGAUUUGUCCAGUGCAAUUGUUGGCAAGUUUGAUGGGGUGUGGGACAGAGGAGCUCUGGUGGCUGUGAAUCCAUGCGACAGACAACGCUACGUCAGCUUGAUGAGCUCCCUAAUGGAGAAAAACUCUUCUUAUCUCCUCAUUACGGUUUUGUAUGAUCCAAACAAACACAAAGGACCACCGUUUUAUGUUCCUGAACCUGAGGUUAAAAGCUUGUUUGGCAGCCAGUGUGAAAUUAAGUGUAUUGAGAAAGUCAAUGACCUCUCAGACAGACACAAGCAGUGGGGACUAGAUUAUUUUCUGGAGGUACUGUAUCUAAUAAAGUUUGUGGCUUGAUUAAAAUCAGUUAACAUACUUCGUA
Messenger RNA from Numida meleagris (helmeted guineafowl), 745 nucleotides. RefSeq names its product thiopurine S-methyltransferase (gene TPMT). The record is from RefSeq and is a predicted model, not a curated record. Gene Ontology annotation, molecular function: thiopurine S-methyltransferase activity. The transcript has 8 exons. NCBI's taxonomy places the organism in Eukaryota, Metazoa, Chordata, Aves, Galliformes, Numididae. The coding region runs from base 1 to 720 and encodes 239 amino acids.